Molecule: messenger RNA, 2877 nt
Organism: Colletotrichum truncatum
Lineage: Eukaryota; Fungi; Ascomycota; Sordariomycetes; Glomerellales; Glomerellaceae
Product: o-methyltransferase
Molecular function (GO): O-methyltransferase activity
Source: RefSeq, a predicted model, not a curated record
AUGGAUAAAUCCGAAGAUAACAAACACGACAGGUUACAGGGCCCCCGGAAUGGUCAAAUAUGCGCGACUGAAAUAGUCGAUCCGACAUCUAAGACAAUCGCCGCGAACGGGCAAGGGCUGUACCCACCGUUCGUAACGUUACCGAACGAUGCCAUCCCUCGUGAAAUUCCGACUUUGACAAAGCAGAAUGCGGCCUUUGGCAACGAUUUCGCAUCAGAGAGUGAUGAGAAUGCUAGCUCUCAGAUCUCUUCACCAGGGUAUCAUACCAUGCUGGAAGCCAGUUUGGUUCAGCCUUCACGGCAGCCUGCCUUUGAAGUUGCGGCGGGCACGGCUAUGACGACGAUCGAAUCAAGCCAUACGUCAUGGGGACAUGGCGCGCUGGCUGAAAUAAACUCAUCAUAUUUCAGCCAUCCAAAUCGGACGGGCGAAGGUGGCAGAGCUUCUGAGCCCGAGAAUAUCAGGGAAUCCCUUCUUCCACGACUUCAUGAGGGCCUUCUGCCAGCAGUAGGGUCGCCCUUGACCCAUCCAAAUGGAGUCCCAAUCCUUCCAGAUAUGUCAGUUGAGCAGCAAGCUGUAGAGUCAUCAGAGGCCACAGCACAAGCAGAGGGCUCUAUUGAGGUGGACAAUGAUGAGACAGCUUCGGUUCUCAACGCUCCAGAACCGUCUGACGUGGGCUAUGAGACUGAGAAUGCAACAACUGCGAGUACUUCAAUUGGGUCAUCAGUUCGCGACUUCUUGUAUGAGAAUGGGCGAAGAUACCAUCGAUUUAGAGAAGGUCUCUACAACUUCCCCAACGACGAGAUUGAGCAGGAACGAGAGGAUAUGAAGCAUGCGACAGUGAAGUUGCUGUGCAGUCAACGGCUGCACUUCGCCCCCAUUGGGGAGCACCCGCAGCAGAUAUUGGAUGUCGGGACUGGAACGGGCACUUGGGCCAUUGAAAUGGGCGAUCAAUAUCCAAGUGCGACAGUGCUUGGCGUGGAUCUCAGUCCUAUCCAACCGGACUGGGUGCCGCCGAAUGUCAAGUUUGAGGUCGAUGAUGUAGAAAGCCCAUGGUUAUAUCCCAGCAAUCAUUUUGAUUAUAUUCAUUCUCGACAUACCGUCAUGGCAAUCAAAGACUGGAAGAGGCUAUUGGAAAGAUCCUUAGAGCACCUCAAGCCUGGAGGAUGGGUCGAACUGCAGGAGAUACACUUGUUUCCGUUAUCCGCAAACAACUCGCUGCCUGCAACGCACCCGGUUGCCGAGUAUUGGGGGCUUGUGGGUAAGGGACUCUUAAACUUGGGAAUCGACUUGGAGAUGGCGGCAGGUGAUAAACUUCCCAACCUGAUGCGUGAAGCAGGAACGGUACUUCUCGAUGGGCUCCAAGCCAUCGCCCUGGGACCCUUCACGCGGGGGUUACGUUGGUCUGUGGAGCAGACGGAGCUUUUCCUUCUAUCCCAUUGCCUUCAUUCGUCGGUGAUCGAGCUCCAGUCAUACACAAUGACCAAGUCUAAGCCCAAUGCCUGGCCGAAUGUUGAGACUGACGCCCCCAAUGGAACACCCACUACGUCGCACGCAACAAAAGCAACAGGCUCAUCGUCGAGGAUGGCAGAGCUCGCAAAGAUAAUUGCUGUCGAGACUGAAAGGCUGGAGAAGUACAUGACGGAAAAUGAUCUGCCGUUGCCCAGUCUUGAUCCCAACGGCCCUUUGGAUUUUCCAAAGCUUCCUGAAGACAUUCAACAGAGCCGGAUGGAGAUCAUUUUCGCUACCCGAGAGCUAGAAGCCCUGGUGCAUGGGCCAAGAGAGGAUGUUCGAUGGAAAGCUUGGAGUUAUCAAGAUAGUCUCAGUCUUCAGCUCAUCAACCACUUUGGCCUCGCUAAACUCGUACCCAUCGACGGCACCAUCACACUCGCCGAGCUCCAGACGAAGACUCCGCUAGACGCCGUCAAUCUUGCGCGGGUGCUUCGCCAUGGCAUGACGGCCCGCAUAUUCCGCGAACCUUCACCUGGUGUUAUUGCUCACACCGCCGCAUCUCGCCUUUUAGCAGAGGACCAGACACUCCAGGACUGGGUGGGCUACAACCUGGAAGACAACUUUCCUGCCUCUGCCCAUGUGCUCCAGGCUCUCAAGGCCUACCCGGAGGCCACCUCUCUGACGAGGACUGGAUUCAAUGUCGCAUUCAACACCGUGGACAAGGAGCCCAUGUUCGUCACCUUUGGCAAGGACCCUGCUCGCGCUAAGCGUUUCGGUGGUGCCAUGGUCAGUCUUACCGGUGGCGAGGGCUAUGAGGUCAGACACUUGGUCGAUUCUUACGACUUUGGCGAUGUUGACGCUAAGGGGGGAACUCUGGUUGACAUUGGCGGCAGCCAAGGGUUUGUUUGCGUUGAUCUGGCAAAGAAAUGGAAGAACAUGAAAUUUGUUGUGCAAGAUUUGCAGAAAACAAUCGACUCGGCGCCGAAGCCAGUGUCCGACGACGCUCAGAUCGCCAAGCGCGUCGAGUUCAUGGCUCACGACUUCUUCACAGAGCAGGUUGUCAAGAAUGCUGACGUUUACUUCUUCCGAUGGAUCAUGCACAAUUACUCCACCCCUUAUGCUGUCUCCAUACUCAAGAAUCUCGUGCCAGCUAUGAAACCCGGUGCGAAGGUCGUCAUUAAGGACCACUGCCUUCGCGAGCCCGGACAAGAAACCCCAUGGGACGAGAGGAUCAUCCGCAGCAUGGACAUGAUCAUGCUGGCGGUGCUGAACGCUCAGGAACGGGACGAGGAGGAAUACCGGGCCCUGUUCAAGGCGGCGGAUGAGCGAUUCAGAUUCAAGGGUGUCUUGCGGCCAAAAGGGUGCCGGAUGAGCAUUAUCGAAGCCGUGUGGGAUCCCGAAUGGGCCAGGGGCGGGUCUAGAGAUUGA